AAAGAAGAGUAGAACAAAAGAAAAUAUAAUAUCAAGGAUGGGGUGAGAUGAGGUGGGGUGGGGAGUGUUAUUCUUACCUUACAAAUGUAUCCCAGUAGGUUAUUCUAUCCCCCUAGCCCCCAGUCCUCCCUCUACUCUGAGAGAGGGACUGUAUUCCACCACCUUUUCUUCUACCCGUCAUAGAUUUCAAUUUGCUUUUUUUGUGACAGAUAAUUCAUAUAGGUCUCAUUAGAUUUUUCUUGAUUGAUUUGAUUGAUAACUGCUUUUUACUGCUACUUUAUUUGUGAUCUGCCUGAAUUUUGGGGCAAAAUGGAUAAUUGUGGCAAACCAAUUGUAUUCACCGGUUAAGAUUAUCAAAUUCGAUCUUGUUCUUAGAUCUGGGUGCCUGUAAAUAUAUUUUGCUGAGGAAAGGAUCUCCUUUUGGGGGUAAAUGAUGCAAUUUAUUAGUAGAUGAAAUGUGGGUUCCAUGUAAGCCUGUGUAGAAGUGUGUUUGUAGGUAUUAUUUGGAAAAAUAGAAUAUCAAUGUGGUUUAAUCUGCACUGUUUGGAUGGAUGUACGUGAAUUAAAGCGAGCAUUAAAGAAGCUAUCAACAGCAGAUACUAUUAGAACACCAGCAUCGGUUCCUGCUGAUAACAGAAAUGCAGCCAGCGGGCGGGCCCGAACUAGAGAAGUUAGUUCUAGGUAUAGGUCACCUUCUCCAUCUGCAGUGUCUGGCACCAUAUGCAGCUCUUCGCCGAAUUCCACUAGGCCAUCAUCGGCCUCAACCGUGUCAACACAAAGGCGGGCUGUAUCAGCCGAUAGGAACCGCCCCUCUAGACCAUCAUCCCCACCUGGCCAAUCUUCAUCAACACCAAUCAAGGAUACAGCUGCAGAAACAUUAUUGGUAUCAAGAAAAUCUGUAGGCCAUAGGUUGCCGGAGUCUUUAUGGCCAUCUACAAUGCGGAGUCUAAGCGUUUCAUUUCAAUCUGAUUCCUUCUCUCUUCCUGUUAGUAAGAGAGAAAAACCAGUAUCUCAUACUCAUUCCGAUCGAACUUUGAGGCCAUCUUCAAAUGUAGUACAUAGGCAAGGUGAAACACCUUCUUCUAGGAAGCCUACGCCAGAGAGGAAUAGGAAUCCGCUGAAGGGAAAGAUUUCUACUGAUCAGUCUGAGAAUUCUAGACCUGUAGAUAGUUUACAUUGUCGACUAGUGGAUCAACAUCGAUGGCCAAGCAGAACAGGUGGGAAAGUAUCAUCCAACGCUUUAAACAGAAGUAUUGAUUUCACUGAUAAGAUGAGCAAAACUUCAUCUUUACCCCGUUCGGGUAUGGUUACCCCUCCGUUGAGAAGAUUAUCUUUGGAUGGGGCAAGUAUACCUUUACAAAAAUCUGCCAGUGACUUAUUGACGCUAGUAUCCUGUGAUGAAAAUGGAAAGGCAACUAUGAAGGGUAGUUCGGUUGAUGAUACUUCACUACGGACGCAAAAGCUUGGGUUUUCAAGGUCACUGGUCAGGACACCUUCAGUGAAUCCUGCAGCUAGAUCCCAUUCUCUGUCAACUGGAUCGCGUCCCCCAUCACCCUCUGUGUCUAGAGGGGUCAGUCCUUCACGAACGAAGGCUGUCAAUCCUCCUCCUUCUAGAGGACCCAGUCCUGCUCGGGUAAGACCAUCUAGCCCAUCCAGACAACCUCAGACUUCGACUUCUGUUCUCAGCUUUAUUGCUGAUAUUAAGAAAGGAAAGAAGGCUGCAAAUCACAUAGAAGAAGUCCAUCAAUUGCGGCUAUUAUAUAAUAGACACUUGCAAUGGCGAUAUGCAAAUGCCCGAGCAGAUUUUGUGUUACAUUGUCAGAAAGCAAAAGCAGAGCAAAAAUUGUACCGUGUGUGGAGGACAAUUUCAGAUCUGUGGGAUUUGGUAAUUGAGAAAAGGAUUGUCCUUCGGCAGCUGAGACUCAAGUUGAAGCUAUGUUCCAUAUUGAACAAUCAACUGACCUGUCUUGAUGAGUGGGCUUUUAUUGAAAGGGACAACACUAACUCAUUAUCAUCAGCUAUCCAAGAUCUGCGGGUUAGCACUCUCCAUAUUCCAUUCACUGGAGGAGCCAAGGGAGACAUCGAAACUGUUAAGGCAGCUAUUUACUCAGCCGUUGAUGUGAUGCAGUCAAUAAGAUUCUCCUUAUGUUCCAUACUUUCACGGGUUCAAGGGAUUAAUUGCCUGGUUUUUGAACUUGCUGAUGUAGCAGCCCGAGAAAGAGCCUUGCUUGAUGAAUGUGAAUCACUUUUGGCUUCUACAGCUGCAAUGCAGGUGGAUGAAUACAGUCUAAGGACUCAUCUGUUACAGUUGAAACAAGCUCAGAGAAAUGGCGUGCCGCCAAUGCUCGGGAACCAUACAUGACUCUUAACAACUCUACCUCUGCCUGCCUGGGGAGGAUGACAAAAGACACUGCCUCAAUGUCGGGUUUUAGCAAGUGUAUAUUGAGAAUUCUCUCUCACCUUUUUUGUUUUGUGUUUUUAUUUUUUUACUUUAGAUAGAAUUUCUAAGUUAUUCAUUUUCUUGUUUUUCUUUUCAUUGACUGGCCCUGGCUGCUUCUAUAUCAUGUCUAAAUGUAUCUAUGUUUUGUAUAUUUAAUUAAUAGAAAAUGAUGUUAUGAAUCA
Molecule: messenger RNA, 2622 nt
Organism: Olea europaea var. sylvestris
Lineage: Eukaryota; Viridiplantae; Streptophyta; Magnoliopsida; Lamiales; Oleaceae
Product: AUGMIN subunit 8-like
Exons: 7
Coding region: 548-2362 (604 amino acids)
Biological process (GO): centrosome cycle; spindle assembly
Cellular component (GO): cytoplasm; centrosome; nuclear microtubule
Molecular function (GO): microtubule binding
Source: RefSeq, a predicted model, not a curated record